AUGUGUGGCGGCUUGGCGCAAGUUGUCGAAGCGAGCCGCCGUGCAGGAGCCCCGCUGCAUCGACAUCUGAAGAAGUUCGCGGUCGUGCUCCAGUGGUACACGGUGCUCUUCGUGGGCUUCGUGGUCUUCUCGGCCGUAUCCCUGGUGGUAUUCAUGAAAGAUAUCCUCUUCGUCUCUGCUGAGGCGAGGGAGGAUAAUCUGCGAGAGAUGUUCGAGUUGUCGACGCUCGGGAACGUGACGUUCGAGGAAUUCGAGGCGGGGCUCAGCGUCGGCACUUUUGUCACGACCGCCAACGUGUUCGGCCAGAUAGCAGGACCGAGUGUUGGUGGUCGCCAUCAGCAUGUACCAUGCCAUGGUGCUCCUGGUCAUCCCGUCCCACCGUAA
Molecule: messenger RNA, 384 nt
Organism: Prorocentrum cordatum
Lineage: Eukaryota; Dinophyceae; Prorocentrales; Prorocentraceae
Source: the annotation of a GenBank genome assembly